AUGAACCCUGGGGUGUCUUUGUUCAGCCAUGUGUUCUUGCCAGGCUCUAAAACUGAAACUUUAGGCUCAAAGGAAAGUCCGUUACGGUGUACGUCCAGUGGAAGCGAUUCCGAGUUUACUUCUACCGAGGAAAAUAUAUGCGCAAAAAAAAAGGUUCCUCGUAAACUGCCUGGGAAUUUUAAAGUGGAGGAACUAUUCUCGAAAAUUGAUAAUAGCGUUAAGGAGGAGGACUUUCAUCUCAGAAGAGUAAAAGUACUUCGGAUAAAGGACGGUAGCGUAGGUUACGGUUAUGACAGGCUCUUUUCAGAGGGACUUAACGAGCAGCUUAAAACAGUUUAUGUGGAAGAUCCUUAUGUUUCAACUGAAUCUCAGGUCUGUAAUUUUGUGGUUUUUUGCGAAGUCCUUGUUUCAAAGGCUUUAAACCUCAAGAGGAUUGUGCUGCGGACCAGGUCAUUGAGGCCGGAUUCUCAGUACUCUCCUUUUACUGAUCUCAAAACAUCACUGCUUGCGCGACAAAUUCAGCUGGAAGUGCAACGUAGCGACACAAUUCAUGAUCGAGAGAUAAGGUUUGACAAUGGGUGGACUUACCGCAUUGGCCGAGGAUUGGACUAUUUUCAGAAACAGUCAGGUGUUACUCUGGGACACUCCAACUACAAUUUUCGACGUUGUUUGGAAACGUGUGUUUGCAUAACUAAGGAUCUUGACUGA
Enterobius vermicularis (human pinworm) is the source of this 708-nucleotide messenger RNA. The record is from the annotation of a GenBank genome assembly. Lineage: Eukaryota; Metazoa; Nematoda; Chromadorea; Rhabditida; Oxyuridae.